AUGGAAAGAAGUGAUGUGAUGAAAACAACUGGCAAGUGUGGGAGGUAUGCCUAUCGAGCGGUACAUCAUUUCAAAAAAUAUGCUGAAAAGUGCAUCGAACUUGGUAUUCCAGUACCAUUUGCAGCCGAAAUGACAAGAAAUGCAUCACAGUUAUUAAAAGAUUUGGGACUCGAAGCAAAGACAAAACUUUGUCAUUGCUUCCGAUGUAAUUUGGAUUUGACUUCUACAAAGACCGUUUCAUUCAGACUGUCAGUACGUAAAAGAAGAAUGAAAAAAAACAAGUGGAAAGGAUAUAGAAGGCCUACUCACCUGAUAGCGGUUUGUAAAGGAUGUGGGGCUGAAAUGAAAGGUGGUGCGUUGGCAACUGUGGAUUACGAGAAACAAGGUAUGCAAACAUCUUUUGAUCAACGUUUGAGACGAGAAUCACGAGGAUUUUCAGGACAGUCUACCUUUUCUACCCCGGAAACUUCACUGCCAAGAACUCCAAUUUCCAGCCAAAUAGCAGAAAAGAAAAUUUCAUCCUCCGCACGUCGACGAAAGAUGGCAUCAAAAUUGCAACUUCUCUUAUCUAGUCAAACACCGACACGUAAAGAUACAAGUUUGCAGGGUUUUCUGGAAGCUUUUAAAAUAAAUACUAAAUAG
Messenger RNA from Cercopithifilaria johnstoni, 642 nucleotides. Lineage: Eukaryota; Metazoa; Nematoda; Chromadorea; Rhabditida; Onchocercidae. The record is from the annotation of a GenBank genome assembly.